AUGACGAUGGGUACAGAAUAUGAAAAAAAAAUCGCUGAACUUGUAAAAAAAAUUAAGAAUUUUCCAAAUUUUCCUAAACAAGGAAUUUUAUUUUGGGAUAUUUUCUCAGCAAUAUCAGAUGGCGCAGCAUGUAAACUAUUACAAGGACUCUUAAUUGAGACAAUACGUUACAAAUAUCCUGAUGUGGAAGCUGUGGUUGGGCUGGAGUCAAGAGGCUUUCUCUUUUCAUUCUCUAUAGCAGCAGAGAUGGGAAUAGGAUGCCUACCAGUACGGAAGAAAGGAAAACUGCCUGGAGAAGUUAUAUCAUAUAAAUAUGAUUUAGAGUAUGGAUCGGACACAUUGGAGAUCCAGAAAAAUUCUAUGAAACCUGGACUAAAAUGUGUUAUUAUUGAUGAUUUAAUAGCUACGGGUGGUUCUCUGAAUGCAGCUAUACAAUUGUUACAAAAUAGUGGAGCCGAGGUCCUUGGUUGUCUGGUAAUAAUCGAACUAGAAUCGUUAAAUGGACGUAAGAACAUACCAAAAAAUAUACCUGUUCAUUCCAUGAUCAAAUAUGAUUAA
Messenger RNA from Pieris macdunnoughi, 558 nucleotides. Lineage: Eukaryota; Metazoa; Arthropoda; Insecta; Lepidoptera; Pieridae. The record is from the annotation of a GenBank genome assembly.